AUGUCUUCUAACGAUUGCGACGCGGUGUCCGCAGUGGUUGCGUUAGUUGUGUUCACUCUGCCUCUGACGCUUUUGGUGCCAGGUUUUUCAGUGUGGAAUAUUCUUCCGAAAAUUCGCAUAUCCCGUUUUCAUAUUUUCGACCAGUACCUUACGUGGUCACAGCUUAAUACCGCUCUUGGCACACUACUUGUAAUUUUUUUCUGCCUGUAUCUUGAAAUCCGGAGACGCACGUUAGAUGAAAUGGUAGAAAAUGUAUUAACCGUCAGCCAAGCUACGGAUGCUGCAAUGGAAGAUGAAAGAGACAGACAAGCAGCGGCCGUGAGAGCGUGUGUACAACUUCUAGAUACAUCUGCGGAGCAUUAUGAGAAUCUGAUCCUUUUGCGAGAUGAACUCCGCAAGAGAGAGAAGCCUCUCCAACAUCCACCAAUCAUUGAAUUGUCUUCUUCAGAACUUCAGUAGAUUUUGGUAAUA
Melitaea cinxia (Glanville fritillary) is the source of this 471-nucleotide messenger RNA. RefSeq lists its product as uncharacterized. Lineage: Eukaryota; Metazoa; Arthropoda; Insecta; Lepidoptera; Nymphalidae. The transcript is spliced from 2 exons. The coding region runs from base 1 to 459 and encodes 152 amino acids. The record is from RefSeq and is a predicted model, not a curated record.